Lycium barbarum (goji berry) is the source of this 645-nucleotide messenger RNA. Its product is annotated as 3'-5' exonuclease-like. The record is from RefSeq and is a predicted model, not a curated record. Gene Ontology annotation, biological process: nucleobase-containing compound metabolic process. The transcript has a single exon. The coding region runs from base 1 to 645 and encodes 214 amino acids. NCBI's taxonomy places the organism in Eukaryota, Viridiplantae, Streptophyta, Magnoliopsida, Solanales, Solanaceae. Gene Ontology annotation, cellular component: nucleus; cytoplasm. Gene Ontology annotation, molecular function: nucleic acid binding; 3'-5' exonuclease activity.
AUGGCUGAAAUCUCAAGAACCCAAACUCAAACCUUAUUCUGCACUGUCCCAUUCUACGAAGACCAAAUCAAAGUAACAGUUACAAAAACAGCUUCCAUAGUUGAUCAAUGGAUCGGUCAAACAAUCCACAUUCACCGUAAAAGACUCCACAAACUCCUUAUUGGUUUAGACAUUGAGUGGUUAGCGGCGCGUACUAACCACGACAACCAAAACCCCGUUGCGCUUCUCCAGCUUUGCGUUGGUCGUCGUUGCCUUUUAUUCCAACUCCUCCAUGCAGACUACAUACCGAACUCUCUUUAUGCUUUUCUUGGAAACCCUAAUUUUACGUACGUAGGUGUUGGCGUGCAUGGCGAUGUUUUGAAGUUGUUUAAUGAUUACAGGUUGGUUGUAGCGAACCCGGUUGAUUUGAACAGGUUAGCAGUUGUUGUUAGGGAAGUUGAGGAGUAUGGGAGGAUAGGGUUGAAGAGAAUGGGGUUUGAAGUUCUUGGUAAAGUUAUGGAGAAGCGUUUUAGUGUUACUAUGAGUCAAUGGGAUGCUGAAGAUUUGGUGUAUGAACAAGUUGAAUAUGCUUGUAUUGAUGCUUUUGUGUCUUUUGAAAUUGGGAUGAAUUUGUUUUCUGAGAUGUUGAACACAGUGGAGUAUUGA